Molecule: messenger RNA, 5104 nt
Organism: Austrofundulus limnaeus
Lineage: Eukaryota; Metazoa; Chordata; Actinopteri; Cyprinodontiformes; Rivulidae
Gene: cavin2a
Product: caveolae associated protein 2a
Cellular component (GO): cytoplasm; caveola
Molecular function (GO): protein kinase C binding
Source: RefSeq, a predicted model, not a curated record
UCGCGCGCGUGUGUGAGAGAGAGAGGGGCGUGGAGGCCGAAACAACUCCAAGAAGUCCUGCAGCCUGCCUUCAGUCAGCGCGCAGCUGAGUCGGUGACAGAAUCGCCCCGCAGCUCGUUCAGGUGAAAGCUCAGGUGAGAGACCCCCCCGGACCGGACCACCUGCGCGCCAUGGAAGAAGACUCGACCCACGGUGAGGCCAGCAGCGGCUCGGGCAGCACGCACACCAUCCCGCAGCAGCAGCAGCCCGAAAGCGUGGAGCUCUUCACGGCGAGCCGCGCCUCCGCCCCGUCCUCCCCCAGCGCCACCGGCACCCUCUCCCGGCUCGGCCUGAAGAGCCCCACCAGCCCCUCGGCGGCGGGAGGGGGCGGCUCCGGCCAGGUGAGCGCCAUCACCGUGGUGGCGCUGCUGGACAAACUGGUGAACAUGAUGGAGUCGGUGCAGGACAACCAGCGGCGCAUGGAGACGCGCCAGGGCGACCUGGAGCAGGCCGUGCGCACGCUGCAGGGCGACGUGACCCGCCUGACCAAGAACCACCUGGGCACCUCCGCCUGCGUGUCCAAGCUGCUGGAGAGGUCCCGCAAAGUCAGCGGGCACGUGAAGGAGGUGAAGGAGCGCCUGGACAGACAGGCGGUCCAGGUGAAGAAGCUGGAGGCGAACCACAACCACCUGCUGAAGAGGAACAACUUCAAGGUGCUCAUCUUCCAGGAAGAUAAUGAGAUCCCUGCUCACGUGGUUGUCAAAGACUCACUCAGGACCCCACAACCGACCCCGCUGCCGAGCCAGUACGAUGCAGAGUCCACCCAUCCCACUCCGUCUGUWACGGGCUCGGUGGAACACAUCCGCACCCAAGACGAGGCUCUCCAGACCGUCAGCCUGUCCUCAGAAGACGACAUGGAUUUCUCCCAAGCGCACCGACUGGAUGACGAGACGCUGGAGUGCGAGGCCGCCGCCAUCGCUCCUGUCAAAUUUGAGAGACGGGCCGACCAGUUCAAGCGCAACAGUCUGAAGAAGGUCGACACCCUGAAGAAGGCCUUCACCCGCCAGAACAUUGAGAAGAAGAUGACCCAGAUCUCCUCCAAGAUCGUGCCGCCAGAGAAGCGGGAGAAAAUAAAGAAGAGCUUCACCCCCAACCACCCCAAAAGCCCAACUUCCAGAUCCUCUUCUUUCAAAGUGUCUCCCAUGACCUUUAACGUCAAGAAGGUCCGAGACGGGGAGACUCCUACACCACAAAUCUCCCAGUCGGUGGAAGAAAUCCGUGUGGAUAUACCUACUUUGACGGGUCUAGACGGAGAGGUGCCUUCGGCGGAGGUGCGCACUCCGGAGAGUGUCGUGGAGGUGAUCCAGGAGACGCUGAACUCCUCCAACCUGGAGAGCGUGAAGGCAGAGGUGUCGCUCAACGGGAAAACCUCCAGCGUCGAGUGCGAGAUAAACGGCGACGGCGUGGCCAGCCUGGCGGUUCCGGAGCACGACGAAGAUGUCGGCGAGGAGGGAGAAGAGGAAAAAAAGGGGGAAGAGAAACAGGAAAGUCCAGUCGAGAAAACGGCAGYGGCUCAGAUCCCCACAGAACCAAUCGCUGUGGAGCAAGUGUCUUAAUAUUAUUAGCUUUUACUUCUCACUUCUGCCUUUUAAUUUCAUUAUUUUUAUACUCAAGAUUUUAAAAUUCAAUCCAACCCACCCUAAUAUCCAAACAUAGUCUCUAAAAGGAAAAUGAAUGGUUCAGUAUAACUYUUUUCCAAAACAGCACAACAGAAACUGUUGCCACCACAGAAAUAGGCGCACAUUUCUGACCGAGCAGCCUCCUCCUGCUGUUUGUCUGCCUCUGCUCCCUUUUUUCUCUGUUAAAAAAAACAGCCUCUUUUGUUCUUUUUUUGUAUAAAAAAAUAGUAAAUCUCUGGGAACAGCGGUGCAGCCCACAGCCUGCGGAGGCAGUGUGUUGCCAGGUUGUGUCAGAAUUGGAAUGAGGAGUUUUUGCAUUUUAAAUCAGGCCUCCGGGUUAUUUUAAGCAGUCGUUUGAGGUUGUUUAUAGUUUUUUUUCUUUUUUUUUUUGUUAAGCCUGAGUUCAUGAAGCUCAGAUCUUAGCUAACAGGUGACUUAAAUAACAAUAGUGCCUCUAUAUUUUGUUAUGAAAUAUAUAGUCUCUUGGUGAAAUUUGGUUUAUUUUUUUCAUUUUCACUGAUUUUCUUAUUCAGAAUAUAAUGAGCUGCAUGUUCUAGUUUAUAAUCACAGUUCAAACACCAACUGAAAAUAAUCUUAUAUCACAGAAAAAUAUAAAAGAGACCAUUUAAAAGUGGCAAAAUGUUACUAAAUCUCUAUUUUUUUUUAAGGAUGGAGGUCUUUUAAUCUUAACACAAUGGUACAAUUACUGAUGCAAAUGAAGGUCUUCAUUGCAGAACACAGGCAUUAUUUCAAAUGUAAAAACUUAGAGAUAUUUUGUGACCAUAUGAGGUUUUUUUAAUGAAAUCUUUUUGCAAAUCUACACUAUAUUUUCCUGAACAGAUUUUUUUUAUAUAUGAGACUUUUAAACAUUUGCAAUAAGUUUACUUAAAAAUAUUGCAAUGUCCUUUAAAAAUACCACAAUUUAGUUUUUAUAUUGGUGAAUGGGCAACUAUUAAAAGUUUGUUUACCUGCAGAAACAGCUGAAAAAAAAAGGUCAUUCGGGUUCAUGGAAGGGCCAUUCAGGGUCGAGACAAGUUGACAGAUUUAAUGUAUCGGCAUGUUUUUCUGCACAGGAUUUGUUGAGUUUUUGCAGACAGACAUGUUUUACUUACAUAUCUGCGUUUCAGAAUUGCAUGUGGAAAAGUACUGGAGGAAACUCUUUGAAGCUGCACCGUUUGAUUUAGUGCAGGAUAGUUUGUUUGUGUUUGAUUUUACACUUUGCAAUGAGAACCUUUAACCCUAAAAGUUGCAUCUGUGGUAUAUAUUUUCUUCUUGGAUAAUUUCAUGGUGUUUGGGUUGUUUUAAGAAGACUUUUUUUUUCCAAGUAUUCAUAAUGUAUCAGGUGAAAUGAUUAUUCGGCUUCAUAUUUUUCUGACAAGAACACUAUGUUUAAAAUGUUCCAGAGCCUUGAUAAAUGCAGACAUUUUGUUUGAACAUGCUGGUUUGAAUAAUGACACUCAUUAGGAGUGGAGGGAUGAAUUCCUAUGUAUUUUGCAGAUGAAAGUGAGUAAAACAUGCCAUCUUUUUUUCUCUUUCUUUUUAGUUAUUUUUAUCAGUAGAUAAAAUGUUUUAAAAAAUCAAGAUUAACACAUUUGUUAAAGCUGCACCAGCCUCAGCAGCAGGUUGUCUAAUAGAACUUUCCUAAAAUAAGAAUUUAGUGAAGUUCCAGCAGGUGCUAAGGAUUCAGAUACUGGAGAACUUACAGAAGCAGAUAAAAAAAGCAGAKGGCAGCAUUCCUAGGUUUGACGGAUGGCCCCCGCUCAGCCCAUUUUUCAUGCCCCUGGCCUCCUUGUUGAAUGUGGAUGAGGCUCGCUGGAGCCACAGGUGUUCUGCUCCUGCUGGGGCUCCCAGACUCCAGCUCACUGUGGAAGGAGGACAAGCGAGCUGGGAAGUGUGGGAAAGCACUUCAGGUGUUGGAAGCGAAGAUUAAGUUGCCUUUGGUUAAGGUGUGCACGCAUUUCUGCAGAGAGACAUCAGUCACGAGAGGCGUUUAAUGUGUCCCAUCGUGGGAAUUCUACCUGUUUUUAUGGGAUAUGGAACUGCAGGAUCCUCUGUUUCAACUUGACUCUUCGUCAAACUGAUUCUGAUGAAACGCUUGUUCCUUUUUAACAAAUAAAAUGUGAUGUCAGACAAUUUUUAUGUAAAAUAUGCAGAAAUAUCCGCUAAUUUCUGAAUACACAAAGUAUCAGUGUAGAAAUGUUAAUUUGUGAUAGAAGAAAAAUGCAGAUUUACUAAUCAGUUAAAUGAAUCUCAUCUUUAUGUUGAUGUUCUAUGAUGAGAAGGUGUGUUUUUUUGUACAAAACACAAUUAAAUAUAACUUGCAAAGGGAUUUUGUGUAAAAUUAGAGAGGAAAUUUAAAAUGGGAAAUUAACAUUUACACUGUUUUUAAUAUAUUUACAAACUUUUAACAAGUUCAGCAGAACCGCUGAGACAAAUGUAUCUGAAAUGUAAACCAAUUAGACUAAUUUAACACAAGCAGGAUGAAAGCUUCACUGCUAAUGAAAGAAACGGCCGAUGUAUGGUACUGUGCAAAAGUUUUAAACCACCCCAAAGUCCAGUUGUAAAUGUAUUCUUAGUUGAAMUGAUGACAGAACUCUGGUUGAUACUUUGAGUUCAAGAGCUUUUUUAAGCCCGAAUGAUUCAUUGAUCAGAAGUAAACUAAAAGGGGAAAAAAAGCUCUGAAAUGUUGAAGUCCCAAAAAACUUAAAAAGAAAAUUUAGCUGCUUGGAAGCAGAAAAAAAGAGGGAUGACUCAAAACUUUUGCACAGGACUGUAAUCCUGGUGUUUGUUUACAACUAUAUUCUAAGAGCAUAAAUCUGUUUUUUUUUAAAUAUAACAUUUUCUAUUUUAAUAAACACUAAAAAGAGCUCAGUUUUUAUGUUUAUUGAACAUCUGCUCAUUUAGCUGAACUUUGAGAAACUUUUUAUUUUUUCAUGUGUUUUUCUUUCAGCUCUGUUGAACAUGAGCAACAUGCAAUGUGAACUUCACAAGGUGUUUUUAUUUAGAGGGGGGUUGCAUAAAAUAUUCUUUGGGAUUUGAAAUAGAGAAUAACAAUUAGACAUAUAUUCUGCCUUUAAACUUAUGCAACCAUUUUGCAUUUUUGUUUGUCAUUUUUUCCGUAAAUCACACUACUGAAAAGGUUUUUUUUUAUCAGUUUUCUUAUGUCACGUUGUGAUAGCUGUGUGCAAAUAAAACGUUUUGCUUUAUGUGUUUCUAAAUUUAUCCUGUUAAAUCUAGAUCGUAAAACUGUUUGCAAGAAAGUUAAAUWAAUGUUUGCAUCAACCUUCGUCAGUGAUGACUUCUGUUCACAUCUUUGUUUUUAAUUUUUAGCCACUUAAACCAAAGAUUCCCUCACAGACGUUUCCACUUUACCUUUCUUUGUAACUGUGCAGACAUUUAUUUGCUAAUUAGUGCUGCAUUCAUCAAUAAAGAUUUCUAACUUUAAA